UUGCAUGGUGGUGAUAUUUAUCAUCUCGGUGGAACCUCCAGAAGAUGGAUCAGCAUAUAUGAUGUCUGCUGGGAGUCGAACUUCACGUCCAGUUACCAUCAUAUUUGGGGAGAAACCAGUCGCUUCAUGCGGUGUUGCUCGACCGUUGACCUCCUAAAAGUCCAGUUGAAUCUGCUCUUAAAGCACGGCACGGCAGAGUGCCCACUCGUGGUCAUCUUGGACUCGCUUGACCAGCUGGACACCUCUCACAAUGGCCGCUCUUUGAUGUGGCUCCCGGCCUCCCAGCCGCCUCACUGUAAGAUUAUCGUGUCAUCACUUCCGGAAGAGAAUUACGAGACGUUUCCGGUCCUGAAGAAAUUAUUUCCUGACGAGGAUAGGUACAUACAUGUCCCGGAACUAGAUCAGAGGGAUGCACACAGCAUAGUGGCAUUGUGGGCGCAGAAACGGAACCGGACGUUGACUCAGACCCAGAUGGAACUUCUGCUGACCACAUUCCGGAAGUGCCCGACACCGCUGUUCUUAAAGCAAAUAACGGAAUCACCGAGACGGAGCUUGAUGACGUGUUGUCUUGCGAUGAUGACGUAUUGAAUGACGUCUUCACCUACUGGACACCGCCCAUGCGCAGACUGCCCCCUCUAAUUCUCGUGCUAAUACGGACGGACAUCGACCAAUAUAUCGUUGAGCGCGGUUCAGACGGUGCGUGCGUGCUGAACUGGUACCACCGUCAAUUUACGGAAAGUGCGCACGGGCUCUACUGCGCAGACGAAGCGAAGAACAAGCGUCUCCAUGGCAACCUAGCUGAUUUCUUCGCGGGAGCCUGGGAAAAUGGAAGAAAAAAGCCGUACACGAACGCUAAAGGGGAGGUAAUAGAAGAGGACCGCUAUGUGACGUCACAGCCCCUUCGCUUCGGAGAGGAUGACUACAACAUCCGGGCUCUAAACAAUCUGCCCUAUCACCGCCUGCACGCGGGUCACGUUGACCUUCUCAAGAAGGAGUGUCUCGCCAAUGUGCACUUCUGCGUUGCUAAGUUACAUGCACUUCCUGUUGAGGCGCUCUUAGACGACUUCACGGCGGCCAAAGCGGCGUUCCAGGGGGAUUCCCUGCUCAAGAACAUCCUGGAGGCGCUUCUGCUCUCCCGGACGGGACUUCAAACGGAUCCGGUUCAGUUCGUGCCACAGCUACUCGGGCGCCUGGAGGACAAUGAGUCUGCGAGGAGGAGGAGGAGAUCAAAAUCUGGAUCAUCAAGGUCGACCCUCCACGGUUGCUACGCAAUGUGACGGGUAAAGCUCAGUGCAGAAAGGUCGCGUUGUGUCAUGGUGACGAGUGGAUCGCCAUGAAAUUGGGCAACGGAAUAAAAGUAGAAGUUCUGCACACAGGACGUGUUCCACUGGGCCACCAGGAUGCGUUGUUUGUGACCGGCAGUGCGGGAGAGGACUCGCCGAACAUAGUCGGCGUGUAUAAUGUCGGCAGACUGGAAUACCGCGCCAUCCGAGAACUUGUUAGACGACGGGUUUUAUUUCGCUCUUUGCUAAUUGUAUGUGUAUUGCUCUCAUUUGCUUCAAUGAAUUUCGACAACAUAUAAUGAUGACGUCUAUAUGAGCCCCGUUCUGUGAAAAGUAGGGUUCAUUCACGUGCGUAAAUUGUCGUCCCAGAUUAGCCUGUGCAGUCCGCACAAGCUAAUCAGGAACGACACUUUCCACGUUUGUUGAAUUUUUUCGUUAAAAUAAAGUCUCUUUUAAACGAAAUUUCAAACUGUCGUCCCUGAUUAGCCUAUGCGGACUGCACACUCCACGCAAUGCGUUAAACCCAGUCUUUCCCAGAACGCGGCUCAUAUAAAUAAUCCAUUAAUUACAGUUUUGUUUUCAAAUAUUUGUUAUUGAGUUUCUUUUAUGUAAUUAUUCUUUCUACACUUAAAACGUCCAUAUUUUUGUAAAAUGUUGCAUUCCCCCUGAAAAUUAUUCGAUUCUUAAGAUACGUUCAUGAUUAAUUUGAUUACAAAACAGUCCAAUUAAGUAAACUUUUCAAAAAUAACAAAAUAUCGUGCGCCAUACUUGCAAACGUUAUACUCAUCAGAAGGUGGCCUGCAAUGCAAACAUGAGGUUUUACGAAGCAGACAACAGAUCAGUGGUCAUGGAAAUUUACGAUAAGUUUUACUUGUUUGACCUUGAAAAGAUGGACGUCAGCAUCGUGUUUUCGGGUCGAGUAGUCGAUACACGAGUGUGUAUCUUGACCAAACGGAAGCAACUCCUCGUGGCGUCACGUUUUGGCAAGAACGUGAAACGGUACAACAUCACAAACGGCUGCAUUGACGCCAUAAUAAAAACUGGACACAAGAAGGAGAUCUACCAAGUUGUGGUGAACGAUCCGGGAACGCUCGCUGCAGUGACGGUAGUUUGUGGACCUGUAGUGUUGAUGGAACCUGUCACUCACUCUCGCAUGUAUGAGAUCUCAAACAGUACGUUCAGGAGAUGCGAAAGUAUCUUUACCUCUCAAAAUUAAACAUACGUUGGAAUUUCGCGGCAUAUAUCGUACAAUAUAUUUCAAUGUUAACGGCGUUUCUUUUUCUGUGUGCGCAUUGCA
Dreissena polymorpha is the source of this 2580-nucleotide messenger RNA. Its product is annotated as NACHT domain- and WD repeat-containing protein 1-like. The record is from RefSeq and is a predicted model, not a curated record. The coding region runs from base 618 to 1277 and encodes 219 amino acids. The transcript has 11 exons. Lineage: Eukaryota; Metazoa; Mollusca; Bivalvia; Myida; Dreissenidae.